Lentinula edodes (shiitake mushroom) is the source of this 1863-nucleotide messenger RNA. RefSeq lists its product as uncharacterized. Gene Ontology annotation, cellular component: aminoacyl-tRNA synthetase multienzyme complex; cytosol; cytoplasm. The transcript has 8 exons. Lineage: Eukaryota; Fungi; Basidiomycota; Agaricomycetes; Agaricales; Omphalotaceae. Gene Ontology annotation, molecular function: ATP binding; aspartate-tRNA ligase activity; RNA binding. Bases 235 to 1722 code for a protein of 495 amino acids. Gene Ontology annotation, biological process: aspartyl-tRNA aminoacylation. The record is from RefSeq and is a predicted model, not a curated record.
UAGGCGGCGCUAGAACGGCCCGAGAUCAUCAUGAUCAUGAUAGGUCGGCCUUCAAAAAGUUCGAGUCAGUAUCUUGAAGUGACCCCAUAAUGUCUGAAGCUGCUGAGCCCACGAAUCAGCCUCCUACAGAGCACUGAAGGCCAGAAUGGUCCAUCAAAAAGCGAACUGAAGAAACGAGCUAAAGCCGCAGAGAAAGAGAAGAAAGCCGCAGAGAAAGCCGCAAAGCAGCAAGAGAUGGCAGCUCAGAAAUCCGCUACAGAAGUUGAUUAUGCCGCAGAAUUUUACGGAACACUUCCCCUUCAUCAAUCCCAAUCGCGACCUCACCGACCUCGCGUCGACAUAGCAUCUCUUCCCUCUCGCGAUGGGGAAACUGUUCUUCUACGUGCUCGUAUACACAACUCUCGUGCUCAAGGCAGCAAGAUGGUGUUUUUGAAUCUCCGUCAACGCAUAGAAUCUGUACAAGCUUUGAUGAUCGUAGCACCUGAGAAGGUAUCCAAACAAAUGUUAAAAUGGGCUGCAGGAUUGGCUACAGAAAGUAUCGUCCUCGUUGAAGGUGUUGUGAAAAAGUCUCCGGAGAUUAUCAAGAGUGCUACUGUAGGCACUGUAGAAGUCGAGGUAUCAAAGCUCUUCCUUAUAUCUGGAGUCGAAGCUCGAUUACCUUUUACGGUCGAAGAUGCCGAUCGUACUGAGGCUGAAAUUGAGGCCUCUGGCGAUCAAUUCAAUCGUGUCCUCCUUGACACGCGAUUAAACAACCGUGUCAUCGAUUUACGAAGUCAAACCAACCAAGCGAUUUUCAAACUUCAAGCUGCUCUCGGGGAUCUUUUCCGGCAGUUCCUCCAUUCAAAUGGAUUCAUAGAAAUCCACAGUCCAAAGCUGCAGGGUGCUGCCACAGAAUCCGGCGCUUCCGUUUUCAAAGUUAGUUACUUCAAAGGUGGUGCUUUCCUUGCACAGUCACCUCAGCUCGCGAAACAGAUGGCUAUCGCUGCCGAUUUUGAACGUGUAUACGAAAUCGGUCCCGUUUUCCGCGCUGAGGAUUCGAAUACACAUCGUCAUCUCACCGAGUUCAUGGGGCUCGAUCUGGAAAUGACAAUCGAAGAACACUAUCACGAAGUCAUGGAAAUGCUUGAUGGUCUCUUUAUCAGCAUCUUCCAUGGCCUGCGCGAAAAGUACAAAAAGGAAAUUGAUGUAGUCAACAAACAGUUCCCUGCCGAGGAAUUUAAAUGGAGAGAGGGGCCAGAUGGUACACUGAAGCUCUCGUUCCGAGAAGCCGUCGACCUACUCGUCGAAGACGGUGUAGCAAGAGAAGAUCUAGACGACAUCAACACCGAGAACGAAAAGCGUCUAGGCAGAAUAGUUAGGGCCAAGUACGAGACUGAUUACUACAUCAUCGACAAGUUCCCUAUGGAGCUUCGCCCUUUCUACACCAUGCCUGACCCGAACGACCCAACACUCUCUAAUUCCUACGACUUUUUCAUGCGUGGAGAAGAAAUUCUUUCCGGCGCGCAACGUAUACACGACCCCAAACUUCUCGAGCAGCAAAUGCGGAACAAAGGGAUAGACCCGGAAUCCAUGAAAGGUUACUUGGAUGGCUUCCGAUUCGGUUGUUCUCCUCAUGGUGGUGGUGGCAUUGGUCUGGAGCGCGUUUUGAUGUUAUUCUUAAAACUCAACAACAUCCGCCGUGCUUCUCUGUUCCCCAGAGAUCCGAAGAGGCUUGAGCCUUAACGCAAACCUUCAGACUGUGAACCGAUCUAAUAUGUUUAUGCUUUUACUAGGCGCAAAAAUUAACAUUCUGGCAGAGUUACAAUGAUUGUUGCGUGUUAUCAGUAAGAAGGGGUACAGAGGGAAUGCACCUUAGCACAAAAC